Molecule: messenger RNA, 1116 nt
Organism: Heterostelium album PN500
Lineage: Eukaryota; Evosea; Eumycetozoa; Acytosteliales; Acytosteliaceae
Exons: 3
Coding region: 1-1116 (371 amino acids)
Biological process (GO): regulation of DNA-templated transcription
Cellular component (GO): histone deacetylase complex
Molecular function (GO): transcription coregulator activity; protein binding
Source: RefSeq, a predicted model, not a curated record
AUGGAUACAAAGAUAUUACACGCCAACAACAAUAUUUUGAUUUCAAAUAAUAAUGCCAAUGUAAUUGGUAGUAAUGGUACAAAGAGAAAAUCAUCGACACCAAGCAUGCCAGUAAAUAUGGUCCAUUAUUCCAACGGUAACAGCAUCAACGGCAGUGGAGUUCACAUUGGAAACGGAAACAACAGUGCGUUUGGCGCUUUCACCACGACACAACAACAGCAGAUGAUGACCAUCAGCAAGGGUGCUUGUUCAAAGUGUGGCGGAAAAAGAAAACACUCCAAAGCCUGCAUAUACAGAAAGAAAGAGGAUGACGACGAUUUACUUUCUCCAAUAUCAUCAUCACAAAAAGAUGUCAUCCAAAGACUCGACGUCUCUGCGCUCAAGAGAUAUAAAAAACACUAUAGAUUAAAAACCAAACAUAAUUCAACUAAAGAUGAGUUGGCAUCUGCAGUAAGAUUGCAUUUCGACGGACUGCCAGUGAACGAAGGUGAAAUUAUAGAGAAUUUUAUGUCCGCUGCAGGUAGUACUACUGCCACCUCGACCAACAAUUCAAGUGUUAUCGAUAACAUCCUUUCGAGUUCCAAUCCAACCAACGAGAAAGAGCAACGUAGAAAACUGAGAGAAGAAAGAAAGCAAUUAAAGUUGGAGGAGAAACAAAAGAAAUUGGAGGAGAAGGUCGAUAAGUUACUCAAGAAGAGAUUGACUCCAAAGAGACCGGUAUCCUCUUUCAAUUUGUUUAUAAAGGAGAACAUUGUUGCUCGCGGUGGUAUGCGUGAAGCCGUCAAGUUUUGGAAUCACUUGGAGGCAGACAAGAAGUCAGAGUACGAAAGACGUGCACGUGAGAUGACAAAGGAGGCCGAGCAGAGCAAUCAGCAAGUAUUACAACCACCAAAGCGUCCUCUCAGUGCAUUCCAGAGAUAUGCCAAGUACAUGGAUGGUAAACAGACCGCUGGUCAGUGGAAACUUCUCAGUGACCUCGAAAAGAAAGACUUUCUGGAGGGUGCCAAACAAGAUGAAAUCGAAUACAAACAAAAGUUGGAUGAAUACGAAACAUAUGUUGGUAGAAUCAAAGAUGAAAUUAGAGUAUCAUUAGAUAGUCCAUCACAUACUCAAUAA